Metopolophium dirhodum (rose-grain aphid) is the source of this 2389-nucleotide messenger RNA. RefSeq lists its product as uncharacterized. NCBI's taxonomy places the organism in Eukaryota, Metazoa, Arthropoda, Insecta, Hemiptera, Aphididae. The coding region runs from base 298 to 2358 and encodes 686 amino acids. The record is from RefSeq and is a predicted model, not a curated record. The transcript is spliced from 2 exons.
ACCGCCGUCGUAGACGUCGAUCGCCGACCGUCAACCCCGCGGCCCGCAACAUAAAACGAAUGAAUCCCUGCACUCCAUCCCUGCACCACUAUACAGACACACAGUAACAGUGAGCAGGGAACACGUCAUGUUUAUUAUUUUUCUCAUACAGCGUUCAACUAUUGAUACUUACUAUUUUGCAGUUUCCCUUAGUUUUCAAUUUUAGUGUUAUACCUAUUAUUUACUACAGCGACGGUAAAAAGUAUUUACCUAUAACAGUUCAAUAUAGUACACAACAUACAUCACAUCGAUUUUAAAAUGAUACGUAGUUACCGAACUAAAAGAAGAAAAAUUCAAGAAGAGCUCAAAACUCUUCAUUUUUCUAAAAAAUUAAAUGAAACUUCAAACAAUUUUAAUGUACAUACUAUAUCUACUUCCGAGGAAUUAAAUAUUUCAGCAAAUAUUAUUCAAAAAAAUCCUAAAGCUGCUAACAAUGAUGAAGUUUUAAUAUCAACAUUCAGACAAAACUUGGAACAAGAUUAUGAAAUUCCAGAUCACCAUAGUAAUUAUACCAAUUGUACCAACGGUUAUACAGAUGUGAACAAAAUUGUAGACAGCUCGGAAACUUUAAAAUCACAAUUAGCUAAUUGGGUGGUUCAAUGUAAUGUCCCUAAUACCACAGUUAAUAGACUUUUACCAAUUUUAAAACAACAUGAAUGCCUUCAUUCAUUGCCACUUGAUUGUAGAACAUUAUUACACUCUAAUAAUACUAAAAUUACAAAUAUAAGAUUUGUUAAUCCUGGCUACUAUUUUCAUUUUGGAUUAAGGGAAGGAAUAGUAAAAUGUGCUGAUCGUUAUAAUCUUAAUGAUGAAAUAAAAAUAAUUGUUGGGAUUGAUGGACUACCUUUAGCAAAAAGUAGCUCUAGCCAAUUUUGGCCUAUUUUAGCAUAUGUACAGCCAUUCAAAGAAUAUGUUUUUCUUAUUGGCCUUUAUCAUGGAUUUGAAAAGCCUGUUGAAAGUAAUGAUUUUUUAAAAGAGUUUGUCGAUGAAGCUGAACAUUUAGUGAAAAAUGGCAUUAAUAUUAAUAACAGUAUUCAUAAAGUCUCUAUUUUUGCUAUAUGUGCUGAUGCACCGGCGAAGUCUUUCAUAAUGAAAGUUAAAGGACACAGCGGAUAUCAUUCUUGCACUAGAUGUUUUGUGGAAGGUGAAUAUUUAAACCGUCGUAUGUGCUUUCCAUACCAAAAAAUUAAAUCAAGAGAAAGAAGUCAUGAAGGAUAUACUAUUAAAGUACAAGAAGAGCAUCAUGUUGGCAAUUCUUUAUCAGACCUCAUACGAAUCCCUGGUUUUGAUAUGGUCAACUCUUUCCCAUUAGACUAUAUGCAUCUAGUAACAUUGGGAGCAAUGAGAAAACUAAUUAAUUUAUGGAUGCAUGGACCUCUAACUGUUCGUUUACCUAGUUUGCAGAUUAAAAAAAUUUCAAAUAACUUGCUAUCAUUCAAAUCAUCAAUAACAAACGAUUUUGUUAGAAAACCAAGAAAAAUCGAAGAGGUUAGCAGAUGGAAAGCUACUGAGCUACGACAAUUUUUGAUUUAUACUGGACCACUUGCUUUAAAAAACAUUCUUACUGAGAGAAUGUAUGAUAACUUUAUGUUUUUAAAUAUUUCUAUGACCAUUUUACUCAGUCCAAAUAUUUCGAAUAAUCUUUUAAACUAUGCAAAUUCACUUUUAAAUUUUUUUGUAAGUGAUUUUGAAAAUAUUUAUGGUAAGCACAUGGUUUCCCAUAAUAUUCACGGUCUUACACAUAUUGGCUUGGAUUAUCAACGGUACGGUCAACUUGAUUCAUGUAGUUGUUUUAUUUUUGAAAACUAUAUGAAAACUCUUAAACAAAUGUUAAGGAAACACGAAAAGCCACUUGAACAGGUCAUUAAACGAUACCAAGAGAAAACUACAAAUGAAAUUGUUAAUCAUAUAAGUAACCAACCUAUUGCUACAAAGUUGAGUUAUGCACAUAGUAAUGGCCCUUUAAUACAAAAUACAUGCGAGCCUCAAUAUUUGAAAUUAAUUCUUCACAAUAAAAUAACCAUUAAUACACGUUCAUCAUCAGAUUCUUAUGUUCUUACUAAUACUGGAGAAGUUGUUCAAGUUAAAAAUAUUGCACAUUAUAAUUCUACCUUAGAAGUUCUUAUUAUUGGAUUUGAAUUUUUAAAUAAGUGCCCAUUUUAUGAUAAGCCAAUUAGAUCCAGCAAAUUGAAUAUAUUCAUAGUACAAAAUUUAUCAAAAAACUUAAAAUAUUGGAAAAUUACAGAAAUUAAAAAUAAAAUCAUUUUAUUUUCUGUUAAGGAAAGAUAUAUUGCCUUCCCUAUUUUACAUUCACUUUAGUUCAAGUAUUAUAGUUUCAUAUAUUAUUGGU